This is a messenger RNA of Tetrahymena thermophila SB210, 2886 nucleotides long. RefSeq names its product MORN motif protein. The record is from RefSeq and is a predicted model, not a curated record. Gene Ontology annotation, cellular component: cytosol. The transcript is spliced from 8 exons. Lineage: Eukaryota; Ciliophora; Oligohymenophorea; Hymenostomatida; Tetrahymenidae.
UUUAUUAAAUAUAUUACCAAUUAAAUCAUAAAUAUUAAUUCUUAUUUAUUAUAUAUAAUAUUCAUGAAAGAAACAUCUCACAAUUUUGAAGAUAGUUCUUAAAAUCCACCUGAAAAAGAAGCAGCCAAUAAAAAUACUUAAUAAUACAAUAGAAAUAACUCCUACUAAAAAGUUAGCGAUCCUCCAUAAGAUAAAUAGUUAAAUCUAAAGGAAAUUCAGCAAGCCAAGGAAUUUUAAAAAAACGACAUAGGAAGUGGAGAACCUUCAACUAGAAUUUAAACUUAAUCAUAGCAUCCGAUGAGUAGCGGGAGCAAUAAAAAUAAUUAAAAUGGAUCUAUUUAGCAAGAUUUAAAUAGUACUAAUAUUUAAAGUUCUAAUUAGUAAAGUCCUCAAAUGAACAGCAUUAACUAUAAACCAGGAAAAAAUUAAACUCCACAAUCAAGCAAUAAUAAAGAAAAUAUAAUAUCUGGAUAAAAUUCAAUAGAUAUGCAGAUAAGCAACGUAGAUGAUUAAUAUAUAUCUUAAAGGUAACAGCCUUAGCAAAUGGGUUAUUCUUCAAGAAUAAGAAAUUAAAAAAGUGAUAGUUUUAUAGACGAAUCUAAUUUGAAUCGCUCUCAUCAUAAUAUGAUUGUGGCAAUUGAUAAUUAAGGAACCACGGGAUUUGGAACAUAAAGCUAAAUAUUUGAAGGAAAUUUUAAUACACAAUAAUAAGCUGUUUUUUAACGUAUAUUGUAUCUUAAGGAAUAGAUAUAGGCUCUUUAAGACCAUGAUAGUCUUCUUGAAUUUUUCAAAGCAUAUACAGUUCAUAACCCUGAUAUUAUUACUAUAGAUGAAAUUUUAAAGUCUGAACAUGUUAAAUUGAAAAGAUACAAAUAGUCAGUUUAUUUUGGAGAUAUGAUUAAUAAUUAAAGGUGUGGAAAAGGUAUUAUGAUAUAUUUCAAUGGAAGAGCCUAUGAGGGAGAAUGGUAAAAUGAUUAUAAAUUUGGAAGAGGUUUUGAGCUUUACCCAAAUGGGAACAGAUACGAAGGAUACUUUGUGAAUGGAAAAAGUGAAGGUAUGGGUACAUAUGUAUGGGCAAAUAAUGAAAUAUAUGACGGAUAAUGGCUUGGAGGUAUGAAGCAUGGAUCGGGAAUGUGGAGAGGUCCAAAGGGAGAUUCCUAUAUUGGAGAAUGGAAAUUCGGAAAAUCUGAUGGAUAUGGUGUUCACACAUGGGUCAAUGGUGACAGGUAUGAAGGACAAUUCAAAGUUUGUCUAAAACAUGGAGAAGGGUCUGAAAGAUUUUCAAAUGGAGAUCUUUACCAAGGUCAAUACGUUAAUGGAAGACCUGAAGGGUAUGGAGAGUAUACUUGGGCAAAUAAUAGCCAUUAUAAAGGUACUUUUAAAAAUGGACUAAGGCAUGGAAAAGGUGUUUGGAGAAGAAACUUGUAAGACAUCAAUUCUGAUAAAUAUGAAGGUGAAUAUUAAAAUGAUAAAAAAUGUGGAUUCGGUGUUUUUAGAUGGGCAUCAGGAAAUGAAUUUAGAGGAAAUUAUUUUGAUGACUUAAGGCACGGAUAUGGAGAAAUGUUUUGGACUGAUGGAAGCUAUUAUAAAGGAUUUUGGGAAAGAGGUAUUCAAAGUGGUGAAGGAGAGUUAUUUAUUCCUGGUGAAGGAGUUAAAAGAGGUUUGUUCGUCAAUAAUAUCUUUAAAGGAAAUUGUGUCAGCGAUGAAGAUGAGUUUGUAAAUAAGCAAUAACAAAACCUAAUUUAAUACAACCAACAGCAACAGUUAUUCAGAGAAAGCAGUAAAUUUAGGCUGAGCCCAACUAAACAAUAAAAUUUAUCAAAAUCUGUUUUGAGAAAUAAAGCCCCUCAAAAUGCUUAAAAACAUAACAGCGUAUCACCAAACCAUACAAGCCUAUCUAAGAGAACACCAAGUAAAAGCUCAACAAAAAAGAACUUGCCUGAUUCAGUGCAAAAGUCAAAUGGUAAAAUAGGUAUAAAGUAAACUCCAUCAAGGAAAAGUGCAAUGCUGAACAGCACUAAUAGCAAUAGUAAAAAUUUAAAAUCUUUUCUGUAAGAUGAAAAUAUAAUACCUGAAUCAAGCAAAAGCAAUCAAAACUCUUCAAUCGAAAAUAAUCCAAUAUUUUCUAAAGAAGCUAUAAAACAAUCGAAUUCAAACAUUGAAGGAAAUGGUAACGACAAUGAUUAAAACACUCAAUAAAAUCAAGAUAAAUAUAAAGAAACAGCAAAUUACUUGAGAAAUAGCUAUACUGAAGAAGAUCAAGCCAAUCAUAUUAGAAAUAGCUCUGAUGAAUAGCGAAGAACUAAAAGCAGUAAUGGAAACAAUUUAAAUGCUAAAAUUAAUCAAUAACCUUAUAAUAAAAUUUACAAUAAUAACAACUCUAAUUCAUAAAUUAGUAGUAAUAAUUAAGAUAAGAGAAGGAGUAUAUCAGUAAGCGGAAACAGACCAAACUUUUUCAUGCCUAAUCUAAGAAAUAGCUCAAUAACUCCUAACCCAAAUAAAAAUAACUCUUUUGCUAAUAAUUAACAUUCUGUACUACCACAAAUAAAUGGCUCUGGUGUUAAUAAUAAAGAAGACUCCAUAGAAAGAAAAAAAAAUGGAAGAAAAUAAAAAUAAAUACUAUUGAAAAAGCAUGAGAUUAUCUUAUGGAAAAAUUUACGUCCUAAACUUAAUCUCAGAAAGGGAAUGUAUAAAGACUAUACUGACCCUAUUACUGUAUAAAGAAUAAGAAUGUUGCUUCAUCCUCCUGUCUGGAAACCAGCAGGAAUCAGUAAUUUAGACUAUUCCCCAGAGAGAGAAAAGUCUAGUGAUAAAUUUAAUGAAGUCAAUCAUAGUUUAUCUCAUAUUUAUACUAACCAAAAAAGAUUAAAUAGCAACUACUAAUGA